Messenger RNA from Frankliniella occidentalis (western flower thrips), 1613 nucleotides. Its product is annotated as rho guanine nucleotide exchange factor 17. Lineage: Eukaryota; Metazoa; Arthropoda; Insecta; Thysanoptera; Thripidae. Gene Ontology annotation, molecular function: guanyl-nucleotide exchange factor activity. The record is from RefSeq and is a predicted model, not a curated record. Gene Ontology annotation, biological process: actin cytoskeleton organization.
CGACUUGCUGCACCCCGUACCAUACUGUACGCAUCUUGCUGGCGCUUUGCAGCAACUGCUGAAGCACACGGACCAGUCCCAUGCCGACCACGCCCUCCUGCUGGACGCACAACGCGAGAUCCAUGAGCUGGCCGUCAAAAUCAACUGCACCAAGAUGGAGAGCCUGGAGGCGGAGCAGCAGCAGCAGGUGCUGCGCGACCUGGAGCAGCUCGUGGAGGGCUGCGACUUGGUCGCGCAGGGCCGCGCCUUCCUGCGCCACGACAUGGUGACGCUGGCGACGGGCCAGGGCGCGCGCAAGGACCGUGUCAUCUUCCUUUUCAGCGACCUGGUGGUCAUCGCGCGCACCAAGCGGAACCUGCGCAAGCCGUCCACGGCGGGCUCGAGUACCAGCGUGGCCAGCGGCCUGGAGGGCAACAGAUACCGCUGCAGCAUAAAGGCAGCUCUGGACGACCUCGAGAUCGUGAAAGCCAAGGACGAGAGCCUGCGCCGCGUCAUGCGCGAGAUGGAGCAGCUGUCCGAGGACGUGGCCGCGCUCACACAGAUCACGGAGCUGGUCUCGGGGCUGCACCUGCCACACGCACAACAGCCAGGGCAGCAACUGCAGCUGCAGCUGGAGGAGCUAGCCCGUGACCUGCUGACCUCAUCCUGCCGCCAGCUGGCUGAGCGGCAGAACUCGGACAGUCAGCUGUCCUGCCUCGACCUCACCGUCAACACCUCGAACGGCGUCGAGAACAUAACUGUGAUAUUCCCCAAGCCUGACAAGCGGUCCAGCUGGGAGGAAGAGUUCAACGAGGCCAAAACCCGUUUAGCGCUCUCUGCGGACAGGCGUCCCUCCCCCAAGUUUAAGACGUCUGUCCCCAUACGCAAAACGCGCGCCGGUCUGCAAUUCACCUGCGCAGCUCCGACCCUGCCCGGCCCAGCGAUGCCCCAGGGCGGCCAGCCUCCGCGAGAUGUCUGGGUGUGCAACUCGGACGGGUACGUCGGCCAGGUGUGCGUGCUGUCGCUCCUCCCCGAGCCAAACGUCACAUCCUGCAACGGCGUCUGCAACGCGCGCAUCCUUUGCGUAGCCGCCAUUCCAGCUGGAAUCACCGGGUCGUCCAGCACGAGCCACAACUCGAACCAGGGGCCGUUAACCAAUAGUAAGGCUGUCGUCAGUAUAUCCGUAGAAGACGCGGACAAGGCGAGUCGCAACCUCCAUCUCGACAGCAGUAGCUCUUCAAGCGACGAGGACGAGGAUAAUGACUCCGGAUCCACAGAGGAGCGGCAACGACGGCGCUCCAACACUGUGGACUCUCAGCCAGGGGCGCCUCCCCCAUCGGUAUGCUCAAACGGCAAUACGGACAACACGACCUCCGGCCCGGCUGCUGGACCGGGCGUCUCUUCGGGGGUGGUCCCGCCCCCGGGAGUGGAGGUGGCUGCGCCCGCCGGGACGGUGCCCUCCUCAACGGGUCCGGGAACGUUGGGGACAGGGGAUGACGGCAGCCUUGCGCAGCCCACCAUGUGGCUUGGCACAGAGGACGGCUGCAUCCAUGUCUACAGCUGCAACGACAAUAUCCGUAUCAAAAGGAACAAGGUCAAGAUCCAGCACGGUGCCGCAGUGCAGUGCAUCAUGU